Nelumbo nucifera (sacred lotus) is the source of this 6078-nucleotide messenger RNA. Its product is annotated as E3 ubiquitin ligase. The record is from RefSeq and is a predicted model, not a curated record. Gene Ontology annotation, biological process: anaphase-promoting complex-dependent catabolic process; protein K11-linked ubiquitination; metaphase/anaphase transition of mitotic cell cycle. Gene Ontology annotation, molecular function: molecular adaptor activity. Gene Ontology annotation, cellular component: anaphase-promoting complex. NCBI's taxonomy places the organism in Eukaryota, Viridiplantae, Streptophyta, Magnoliopsida, Proteales, Nelumbonaceae.
UAGUCAGUAGUCACUAGGGUUUUGCACUAACGUUUCCCCGCCUUUUUGCUCACUCAAAACUGCAUAAAAAGGGCGGGAGAGAGAGAGGCCUCUGUCUCUGAUUUCUCUCUCUCCGUCGUUUUGCUCAACAAGAACAAGUGGCUUCUCGCGACUGUAUUCUGAGGAAGGAAAAUUUCAAGAUGUCACUUGGUGUUCGGCAUCUAACAGUCCUGGGCGAGUUCAAACCGUUCGGAUUGAUCGCAGAAGCUCUAGACGGAAAGCCCGUUGAAAAUGCCACUGAAAAAUACGAUUACUUCCUCUUUGAUCCCCAAAUUACCCGUGAAAGCAACGAAACCUCUGAUUACGACUCUUCGGCGUCUGCUUCAUGUGAUAGAAGCGAUCAUGAGCUCUUCAUUAGAGGAAAUCGGAUAAUUUGGAGUUCAGGAUCACGAGUGCAAAAGAGAUACACUUUACCUUCAUUAGUGAUCAUGGCAUGCUGGUGUCGGUUGGGUGCCACAUCAGAAUCUGUUCUUUGUGUUUUACAAGUUGAUACUUUGACAAUCUACAACAUAUCAGGUGAAGUGGUAUGCCUUCCUCUUCCUCAUAUUGUGACAUCAAUCUGGCCUCUUCCCUUUGGUUUGCUCCUCCAAAAGUCAACUGAUGGGAACUGUCCACUCUUUCCGCCUUUUCAAUCCUCAAGCCUGCUGCUGCAUGCACGUGAUUUUUCUCGCCCAAAAAGAGAAUUUGGCUACAGUCCUCAACAUACUAUCAACUUACUUGGUUCAUUUGAUCAUAUUAGCAAGGGGGAUAUGUCUUCCAUAUCAUCACACCUGAUUUUGAGAGAUCCACUGGAAGAACCCCAGGCAACACUUGCAGAAGAAAGGGGCAAACUGACUGUCAUGAAGGAUUUUGAUGAAAAGACAAUUUGGACAAGUGAUGUUAUUCCUCUAAUGGCAUCAUAUAACAAAGGAAAGAUGCAACAUUCCGUGUGGUUAGUUGAAAUUGCUAAUUCAAACCUUGAAUCUGCCAACAAUGGUUUGUUUGAUGUUGUUCCUGCUGGGGUGUUAUCAAAACAGUUCUCCUUCAGGAGGAUAUGGCAGGGUAAAGGCGCCCAAUCUGCUGCUAGUAAGGUAUUUUUAGCAACUGAUGAUGAUGGAGUGCCUGUAAUAUGUUUUCUCCUCCAAGAACAAAAAGGACUACUUUCUGUAAGGCUUCAGACUGUGGAUAUAAGUAACGAGGUUCUGUUUGAUAUUAAACCUGAUACAAGCUGGAGCAUUCCAGCAAUAGCUGCUGCUCCUGUGAUUGUGACACGUCCAAGAGUGAAAAUUGGACCAUUACCAUUUGCGGACAUCAUUGUCUUGAAUUCAGAAAACAGUCUUGUUCUUUAUUCAGGAAAGCAAUGCCUAUGUAGGUAUUUAUUGCCAUCUCGGUUAUUUAAAGGCCUCAUAUCACAUCAUGUGGAGUCUACAGAAUCAGCAUCUGUUUCCCAUGACUUAAAGAUUACGGGGUUAACUGAUGCUGUUGAUGGAAGAAUUAAUGUAGUUGUUAAUAAUGGGCAGAUGUUUAGAUGUGCAUUACGAAGAAGCCCCUCUUCGUCUUUAGCAAAUGACUGUAUUACAGCAAUGGCUGAGGGACUCCAGCCCAAUUUUUAUAAUCAUUUUCUUGGUCUUCUCUGGGGAAGUGGUGACUCUUCCUACUUGUCUGAGGCUGAUGCUUCUGUUGACUCAGAAUGGGAGUCCUUUUGUGGUAUUAUAAUGCAAAUGUGUACAAAUCCUAGAGUUACUCCUACAAAGUGCUUAGAUUCACCACCUUAUUCAUCAUGGGAGUUUCUUAUUAACAGCAAAUUUCAUGAAAGUUACAUGAAAUCUACAUCCAUUACUGGGAUUCCUUUUAAAACGUCUCUUGACUUUUGUGAUUUUGAACACUCCACUAGAUAUUUCGGAGGCAGACAGAGCUCAGAGAUGUCAUACAAUGUUCAAUUUUUGAUGGACACUUUGGAUUCCUUGCAUGCUCUAUAUGAAUGUUUGAAACUUGAUAAUCUUCGUAAACGGGACUUAGGACUUCUGGUGGUUCUAUUAUGUAAUAUUGUUGCUUCUCUUGGUGAGGAAAGCUAUAUUGACUAUUACCUUCGGGAUUUUCCCCAUCUUUCAAAGAAUUUUGGAACCUGCAGUACCUGUUCUUCUCCUAGAACUCCACCAUCUUUAUUUAAAUGGCUGGAUAUAUGUUUGCGAUAUGGUUGUCAUAUGGCUAAUAUCAAUGACCUCCCAUCUCUAAUUUGUAAAGAAGGAAGUUAUGUGGUGAGCUGGGCACGAAAGAUCAUAUCAUUCUAUAGUCUAUUAUUAGGUGCGGAAAGGCUAGGCAAGAAGCUUUCUUCAGGUGUCUAUUGUAACAUUGCCACAGGAUCAUCCCGCUCUCCUGAAGAGCUUACUGUCUUAGCAAUGGUUGCAGAAGGGUUUGGACUCCAACAAUUAGAUUUACUGCCUGCUGGUGUAUCUCUUCCUUUGCGACAUGCAUUGGACAACUGCAGAGAAUCUCCUCCCACAGAUUGGCCUGCAGCUGCAUAUGUUCUUAUUGGUCGAGAAGAUUUGGCAUUAUCAUGUUUGGAACAGUUGAGCAAAUCUAAGGGGAUUGAAUCCCAAACAACUUCAAAUUUAAUCUCUAUAUCUACUCCUUACAUGCUACAUUUGCAUCCAGUGACAAUACCUUCCUCAGUUUCUGAUACAAUGGGGUUGGAUGGCAUUAAGAUUGAAGAUACAGAUUCCAUAGAUGGAUCUACAACUGAUGGCAUGGAACAUAUCUUUAAUUCCAGCACACAGUUACGGUAUGGUCGUGAUCUAAGAUUAAAUGAGGUUAGGCGCCUUUUGUGCUCUGCAAGACCUGUGGUAGUUCAAACGUCUGUGAAUCCUAGUGCUUCUGAUCAGGACAACCAACAGGCUCAGCUCUGGCAGCUUGCUCAAAGGACCACAGCUCUUCCUUUUGGCCGUGGGGCAUUUACUCUUGCUACCAUCUGUACUCUUUUGACAGAGGCACUUGUAGUACCAAAGCUUGUUUUGGCAGGUCGCUUGCCUGCCCAACAGAAUGCAACUGUCAAUCUAGAUCCUAACAUAAGAAAUGUACAAGAACUUAAAUCCUGGCCAGAGUUUCACAAUGCUGUAGCUGCUGGGUUAAGGCUGGCUCCUUUUCAGGGAAAAAUGUCAAGAACAUGGAUAAUAUAUAAUAAACCGGAAGAGCCAAAUGUUAUUCAUGCAGGACUUCUCCUUGCACUAGGAUUGCAUGGACAUUUACGUGUUUUAACAGUCACUGAUAUAUAUCAGUAUUAUUCCCAGGAACAUGAGAGCACAACAGUAGGACUGAUGCUUGGACUAGCAGCAUCAUAUAGGGGAACUAUGCAGCCUGCAAUAUCAAAGUCUCUUUAUUUUCACAUUCCCACUCGCCAUCCAUCUUCCUUUCCAGAAUUGGAGUUACCAACACUUCUUCAGUCAGCAGCUCUCAUGUCCAUCGGGCUUCUUUAUGAAGGAUCAGCACACCCCUUAACCAUGCAAAUUCUUCUGGGUGAAAUGGGUCGAAGAAGUGGUGGUGAUAAUGUACUGGAAAGAGAAGGUUAUGCUGUUUCAGCAGGAUCUGCAUUGGGGCUUGUAGCUUUAGGUCGAGGCGAAGAUGCACUUGGCUUCAUGGAGACUAUGGUGGAUAGGCUUUCCCAAUAUGCCGGUGUCAAAGAAUUUCAUAAUGAAAGAUCCCUUGUUGUGACACCAUCAAUAGAUGAGCAUAAUCGCUGUUCUGGUCAGAUGAUGGAUGGGACAACUGUCAAUAUUGAUGUUACUGCUCCUGGUGCCAUAAUUGCUUUAGCUCUAAUGUUUUUAAAGACAGAAUCAGAAGCUACAGCAUCUAGGCUUUCUAUCCCUCAUACCCAUUUUGAAUUGCAAUACGUAAGGCCUGAUUUUAUAAUGCUUCGUGUCAUUGCACGGAAUUUGAUAAUGUGGAGCAGGGUUGAGCCAUCCAGAGAUUGGAUUCAGUCCCAGAUUCCUGAAAUUGUGAAAAUAGGCAUCACGAGCCUGGGCAGUGAAACUGAUGACUAUGAUGAAAUGGAUGCAGAAGCACUGGUUCAGGCCUAUGUGAAUAUAGUAGCUGGAGCAUGCAUAUCUGUUGGGCUGAGAUAUGCUGGCACAAGAAAUGGCAAUGCACAGGAACUGCUAUAUGAUUAUGCUAUCUACUUUUUGAAUGAGAUCAAGCCUGUAUCUGUUACAAGUGGGUGCGUCUUACCAAAGGGAGUGUCCCAGUAUGUAGAUCGAGGGACCCUGGAGUUAUGUCUACACCUAAUUGUUCUUUCUCUUUCAGUGGUUAUGUCAGGCUCCGGGCAUCUGCCAACAUUUCGGUUGUUGCGGUAUCUUCGCAGUAGAAACUCUGCUGAUGGGAAUGCUAGUUAUGGUAUCCAAAUGGCUGUGAGCUUAGCUAUUGGUUUCUUAUUUCUUGGUGGAGGUAUGAGGACUUUUUCAACCAGCAACAGUGCUAUUGCUGCUUUGCUAAUUACUCUUUAUCCACGCUUGCCUACUGGACCAAAUGAUAACCGCUGCCAUCUUCAGGCAUUCAGGCACUUGUAUGUCCUUGCCACAGAAGCUCGCUGGGUUCAGACAGUUGAUGUUGACACAGGUUUACCGGUUUAUGCUCCUCUAGAGGUGACCACCAUAGAAACAGAACAUUAUGCAGAAACAAGCUUUUUUGAAGUCACCCCAUGCAUUCUGCCAGAACGUGCUGUUCUGAAGACUGUACGGGUUUGUGGACCCAGAUAUUGGCCUCAAGUCAUAGAGCUUGUUCCUGAAGAUAAACCUUGGUGGAGUUCUGGGGAUAAGAAUGACCCAUUUAAUUGUGGUAUUAUCUAUAUCAAGAGAAAAGUUGGAGCUUGUUCCUAUGUGGAUGACCCAAUUGGGUGUCAGUCAUUGCUUUCAAGAGCGAUGCACAAGGUGUGUGAUCUGACAAGUCUGAGAGCUUGCAGUGCUGGUAUCAAUGGGAACAAUGAACCUGGUUCAUUUAAGGUUGAUCAGUUGGUCAGUACUUUCUCAUCUGAUCCAAGCUUAAUAGCAUUUGCACAACUUUGUUGUGACCCUUCAUGGAAUAGCAGAUCUGAUGUUGACUUCCAAGAAUUUUGCUUGCAAGUGCUAUUUGAGUGUGUGAGCAAGGAUAGACCAGCUCUCUUACAGGUUUAUAUAUCAUUAUUCACAAUGAUAGGGGCAAUGGCUGAACAGGUGACUAAUGGCAUUUAUGUUCCUGAUGACACACUCUUUGUCUCUAGUUUAAAGCUUGCAUUAGCCUACAGUGAGGCCCUGAUUAAUGGAAGAUUAAAAACUUCAAGGGGAAGCAUUGUACAGUCGACCUUUAUUGCGUCUCUCAGAAAACGUGUAGAAGACAUUCUGAAUUAUUCACAAAGAAUGCAAAGUGAACUCUCUACCUAUUUGAUUUUGGGUAAGUGGCCCCAUAAGCAAUCUCAAGGAGAGAUGGAUGUUAUGCUGCUUGCAUGGUUUCUUCGGUGGUUUGAGGUGCCACCUCCUUUUGUCAUAAAGUCUGCUAUGGAGAAGAUCAAGCACAAAUAUACAUCUUCUUUAGUCCCUCUGUUGCGGUURUUAUUUCCAAGAACUCACAUAAAUGCAAUUGUUGAAAUAGACAAGUCUUGGUUGUCCUCCAGUAUUCAUAACUGAUUUCCAAAUAGCUUCAUGAGGGAACAGCGUCUCCUUUCUUAACAAUUCAGGGCAAAGAUGUUAGAUGGCUUUGAGGAGAUUAGCUAGGAGGAAAUACAAUGUGCUUGCCUUUGUAUCAUCAUCUGACCCACUCUACUUCUAGUAGAAGCAAGGUUUAUAUUAUAAAACAGCAUAUUCCAAGAGAAACUUUUGGGRCUCUAAGCCUACAAAAGAUGGGGUAUUCUGCCACAUGAAUGAUAAGCACCUUACCAAAAUUUAAGAAUGUAAAAACAGCGCAGAAAUUUUUGCCAAAAAACAGUAUGGAAUUCUUUUUUGUUUUUCGUAUUUUUUUCUUGGUAGCAAAACAGUAUGGAAUUCAAUCCCUAGCAUUUUUUUGUGAUAAUGUUAUCCUAAUUUCUAUGCUCACUUC